Molecule: messenger RNA, 2173 nt
Organism: Bemisia tabaci
Lineage: Eukaryota; Metazoa; Arthropoda; Insecta; Hemiptera; Aleyrodidae
Source: RefSeq, a predicted model, not a curated record
CGGUGAACUUUCACAGCGGUCGUAGAAAUCAAAGAGAGAGUUCGUUACCCAUCCCGAGAUGAAAUUAACUAUCGCCGCGUUUUGUUUGGUUCUACUGGCCGUAGAUGUUGAAUUGGGACGUCCAAGUUUAUUCCGCAGAAAGACAAACAAACCGGCUAAAGGUCCGUCGUCACCGCCCACCCCACCACGAUAUCGUGUGAAUCCAGUGCGCGGGAAUCAAGCGCACAAGGAUGUUCGAGGCGACACAGCUAAACCACCCGAAGGCUUCAUGAUGCCCAAACUAGAAAUUCCGAAAGAACUGAAAGAUUACAAUCCCGACACAAUAAAGGAAGCUCUGGAAGCUUAUAGUCAAAUCAAGCCGGAGAUCCUCGAAAGAAUGCUCUUCAGAACCGACAUGUUUUACACCCCAUUUAAAUCUGCGGUCGAGACUUUGACAACAAAACACAAAAUAGGUGACAAGCAAGCACGAAAUAUUGUUCGUCACCAAAUUGGAGAUCAAUUAUCCCAGCUGGAGAUACAGAUGACCAUGCCAAUCGUUGAAAACAUUCUUACCAGAGCAAUGCUUGCGAAGGGUUUCAAUAUCAAAUACUUGAAAAAGAACAACAUUAUUAAGUAAACGUAAAGCCCAUACAGUUACAAAAUAAGAAUAGUAAGGAUAAAUUUUAUCCAACAAAAAAUUAAAAAUACCCCUGGAUGAUUUCAUGAUACCAGGAAUAGUCGUGUAGCCGGUAGGAAUGAGUAACUUACGACACAAUAAUCAAAAACUGAGGCAAUAUAUCGGAAUGUAUGAUGUCCACAAGUUUAUCCACGCAGAACUAUAUAAAAAAUUCGCAUUAUUUAAAAAAUUUGCGUCUCCAAAGACGGGGAAUGUUCGAUCGGUUACACGUUGCCAAUUCCGAUCUUAAAGGUACACGGAAAUAAAAGUGUCAGGGGUUAUCCUCUAAAAUUGUGGCACUACCCCAAUUUGUUGGUAGAUAUGGACAUUUCCAAUUAAUUAGGGUAAUACCGCAACUCAAGUUAGGGUAGUAUUGCAACAUUUGGCUUAGUUUUUACCUAAUUUAUUGGGGUACUACCAUAAUUAAUUGGGGUGCUUGUAUAUAUGGCUACUAGCUGGGGUACUAUCACAAUUAAUUGGAAAUGUCCAUAUCAUCAAACAACCUCGUGCUUUUUUUCCGUGUAAUUUUUGGCGGUAAAUAAGUGAUGAUCAUAGAUUAUAUCACGGCAAUAGUUUGUAAAUAAGGCUCCUCGUGUUUGAAUAUGAAGUCAAAAUUUUCCUAUCCAGCAAGAAAAGUCAUGAAAAACAUGUAUCGCUAUAAUUUGCAACGCGGCUUGCCAGUGACGUUUAAAUGCUGUGUUUUCUUCGUCGAAUGUAGCUACCUGUAGCUCGUACACAGAGAGAAAACUUAACAUCGAAUUCUGGUUAAAUACAGGAGGUAAAACAGUCUUCGAUCGACUCUGGGGUUUCCCAAUGUCUCCAUAUUGCGUUCUGCGCUUAAUUCACCACAACCUGUACAACAAUCAACACAAAAUUAGGGUUGGGUUUAUUUUCCUAAGUCAACCAAAAAUAACACUUUUAUUUUUAUCAGUGUAGGAGUUUCAAGAAUGUCAAAAGAUCGUUCACCAUGGUCUUUUUGCCCCAAAGUUAGGAAAAAUCGCUUGACAGCUUCUUUGAGAAAAAUUGGCAUAAUUUUCCUUCUCGUCAGUGUAUUUACUUCCUGUUUUCAAGGGUCGAUUUUAUAAUCGACACGAUCUGACAGCGCCACCAUAUUUUACAGAACCACCAGCAGAAGGAAUUGCGAUCAGCUUUAAUUUAAUGUAUGUUAAAAACUUCGAUUCGGCACUCAAUCAAAGUUUGUGUGUGCCAAAGCUAGAAAAGAGGUUAAAUGCCCUGAAAAUGAGAACAAUCAAUUUGAUAAAAGUUAGCGCACUUCUCAAGUAUAAUCCCAACUACUCCUGUUAUUAUGAAAUCAUUCACGAACAAUAAACUUUUUCUUUCAUUUAAAAUCCUUAUUUGUAACCCUUUUCUUCAGCUUGUCAUUUCAAAACAUAAUUUUUGAAUGUAACUUUCAAUUUAGUAUAAAGUUUUUAAUACAUAAUAUUUAUCGAUGGCAAUAUGUGAUUUAGAAGUUUGUAACAAGUAUUAUAAUAGCAACAUUAAACACUUGGUUUGAGA